This is a messenger RNA of Hyphopichia burtonii NRRL Y-1933, 827 nucleotides long. RefSeq lists its product as uncharacterized. The transcript has a single exon. The coding region runs from base 460 to 801 and encodes 113 amino acids. The record is from RefSeq and is a predicted model, not a curated record. Lineage: Eukaryota; Fungi; Ascomycota; Pichiomycetes; Serinales; Debaryomycetaceae.
UGGUGUUUUUUUAAUUGACUUCGUGCGCUUUACUCGACUCGGGCCUCUCCUUCAAGCACUGAUAAUACUGCUGGUAAUACCACUGAUGAAUGCUAGGAGUGCGGUAGAAAGCGAAUAGAACACCAGUAGGACCAGGACUAGUGUCAGUACUGCUGUAGCUCUACAAUGUAGUGUAAGGAGAUCGCCCAAAGAAUAUCAGAAAUUCUAAGCUUACGGGCUGCUGCGAGAACACCGCGGACUAGAUGUCUUAGGUUAACAUAUAGGUCAUAGGAUGGGCUGGGAAGGGCUGAGAGAGUGUUGGGUGGUGGGGGAGUUCCAUCGGAAGGAACAAGAUAAAGUACAAAUGGCAGCAUCAGUAAGAGUAAGUACAAAGACAAUCGAAUACUCCAAUUGAGUUUGCAACCAAACCAAGUAUUUUUGCAAAGCUAGUUAGCCUUCAACGUUUGAGUUGCUGAAAGAAUGAGAUCACUCCCACCUCCACGAAUAACUCGGAAACGGAGAUGGAGAAGAAUCAAACGGGCAUUGAAAUCAUUAUUCACAAAAGGGUAUAUUCUGGAUCCAGGAGCUUUCCUCUCAGGCGAGAAAGGAGGAAACAAUUCGAUAAGUAAAAUAAGACAGUCCCGGGUUACUUCUCGAGUCCGGAAGGCAAAGUCUCGUCCUACUGAUCUAGGAUUGAGAGAAGGUGCUAAUGCUGGAAUUAGAACGGCCACUUUUAUUGGCAGGGUUGCCAAAAGAGCAUCGAUGCCUAUAUUACGCCCCUUCAAUAGCAGGAGCCUGCUAAAUGUAUCCUUGAGGUUUUAAUAGCUACUCAAUAGAUAAAUGUUCAC